UUCAGUUGGUCCAUCUGAUGGAAUGGUCGCCGCCAAGCGAAGAUGAAGCGACAAGACACCUGCAUGCGGCGUUUCCGUCGCUUCAGUUCACCACGGAUGAAGACGACGAUGCUGACUGUGAUGUUGACAUCAGUGUGGACGACAUACGACUACCUAGCGUAAAGGAUGCCAUUCAACAGUCCAUUGAUGGAGCGCUAGCCAAGUGGGAAGAGUUGUUGCCGAUCAGUACCAUGGAAGUGCUUCGCGUGACGCAACAGCGCGCAGCCACCCAGAAGAUCGCGCGCCUUGUGCUGAAAGACGAACCCACCACGGACGUCACCGACCAGAAGAUCCAGGGCAUCUUCCGUGACCUGGUCACAGAGGACGAAUGCUUGGCUGCUCGUCGCCCUUGUCCAUUGGUCCAACAAUUUCUCGACGCGCAUCCGCACACACGAAAGGGGCCCCUGGUUGAGCACCCUCCGAUUCCCGGGUGGAUGUUUGCCGCCAAAUCUGCCGCUGGCAUGCAGGAAUCCCCUGUAGACCUACUGCAUGACUCGCUGUAUCUCCUGGAAGUGAUGCACCCGUCACUCGCGUCCAAGAAGAGUCAGUUCCUGCUGGUGUUGGGGUCGACGCCGUUGACCGCACUAGCAGAUGCCAUCUACUGCCGCGACUAUGAGUACCUCAAAGAGUUUGGGCUGCACUCGAAGAUGAUGUACAUGGCCGGCCAGUUUUUUGUCGACAAGCGGCAGCCGCACCACGUCGACUACUCGAACGACGUCCGCCAGUGGCUUCAGAAAUUUCCAGCGCUUCAACUUGACUACCCUGGUCACCACCCACCCUACAUAUCAAUCCUUCUCUUUCUCGCGCUUAUGCGUUUACAGGGUACGACACGACGUCCAUGUCGAUGGAACGCGCGACGUUGAGUGCAUUGGCACUCCAACUGGACACGCCGUACCUGUUUCUGCAUCUUGGCCAGUGCGAACACAUCAUGUUCAUCCGCAAUAUUCGUCUGCUCCACACCAUGGACGACCCACGUACGGACGAGUACCCCAUGCGACUGACCAGGCGGCAGCACCACCAAAAGUGCCUGGUGUGCCAGGUACACAUGGCAAAGUUCGUCACGUUUGGAGACGCCAUGGGGGUCGAUGACCCCAUGUACUACUGCGACAGUUGCUACUUUGUGGCGCACUACGACGCCCACGGCACCCUCCUGCCCGACGUGGCCAACUACAAAGUGUUCCCGUACUACCCAGACGAUUGAGGAAAAUGGAAUAUUUCGAUUUUUUGCCAACUUUUCUUCGAAAAACGGCAAUUUGAUGUGGCAUCCGCCCUAAAUGAUAUUUUUAUUUACUUUGUAUCACGGCUUUCGAGAUUUCGUAUGUCUGGAUGCCACCAAAGUUCAAAACGUUAUGCCACAAUUUUCUUGAGAAUCGGAUGUUUUAUGGCAUAAAUAUAAUGGACCUAUAAGGAUUUUGUCCAACUUUUUUAUGGAGGUUUGUGUUCACCCUGAAUUCUUUUGUAUAUACUCCGGAGUAUAACUUUAAAAUUAUAAUACAAAUCGUAGAAUAAGUUUUAAAAAAAGUACAUAACAUAAUGAUACAG
Messenger RNA from Aphanomyces astaci, 1581 nucleotides. RefSeq lists its product as hypothetical. The record is from RefSeq and is a predicted model, not a curated record. Gene Ontology annotation, molecular function: RNA polymerase II cis-regulatory region sequence-specific DNA binding; RNA polymerase III type 3 promoter sequence-specific DNA binding; bent DNA binding. The transcript has 4 exons. Gene Ontology annotation, biological process: snRNA transcription by RNA polymerase III; snRNA transcription by RNA polymerase II. Lineage: Eukaryota; Oomycota; Saprolegniomycetes; Saprolegniales; Verrucalvaceae. Bases 18 to 902 code for a protein of 294 amino acids. Gene Ontology annotation, cellular component: snRNA-activating protein complex.